Lathyrus sativus (Indian pea) is the source of this 1998-nucleotide messenger RNA. The record is from the annotation of a GenBank genome assembly. NCBI's taxonomy places the organism in Eukaryota, Viridiplantae, Streptophyta, Magnoliopsida, Fabales, Fabaceae.
AUGAAUAUCUUCUCCUUUUUUGCAUCCAUAUUUUUCACCAUUGUUUUCUUCUCAACAACUUUGCCAAUAUCACACUCUCAAAAAAAUGACACAUUUUCUACUUGCAACCAAUCCUAUUUCACCUGUGGAACUAACACAAAUGUCUCAUUUCCUUUCUGGGGAAAUAAUCGACCGAGUUUUUGCGGCAAAAAUGAGUUUAAACUCACUUGCAUGCAUGAUGAAAACACCUCUAUUCAAAUUGGUUCACAAAAGUUCAAUGUACUAGACAUUAACCAAAAUGCUUCUACCAUGAGAAUUGUUCGAACCGAUCUUGUUAAUGAUAUCUGUUCUUCGAAUUUCACCAACACUUCUUUGAUUAGAACUCCCUUUAGUUUUCUUUCAACGGUUCGAAAUCUCACUAUAUUCUAUGAUUGUCCUAUUGAGAGUAGUUCAGUUAUGAAAAAGAUAAACAGUUUUACAUGUGAGAAAAAUAGUAGCAGUGAACAUGUUUUCUAUGUUGUCAACAAUGAAACUCAGCUGCAAAACCAGUUCUUAGGAUUUCAGAACUGUCGUGUUAGUUUUCAAGUUGAAGUUUCUGAAGAUGUUGUUUGGGAUUCUGAGAGUGGAGUUCAUACGCUGGAACGAGGAUUUGAUGUGAAGUAUGAUGAAGGUGUAGGGUGGUCCUCCCAGUGUGAAGAGUGUAGAGAAUCUGGAGGAACAUGUGGUACAAAUCAGAAUGAUUCUUCUAAGUUUUCUUGUUACUGUCCUUCUGGAAGUGGAAAUCAUGAUGCUGCAAAGUGUUCUUCUCACAAAAGUAGCAAGAAGACCAAAGUAUUGAAGCUUGUUAUAGGUUUCAUAGCUACCGGAAUGUUGUUACCUCUUAUUGCUGUCAUAAUAUGUCGAAAUAAAGCGAAAAUAUGGAAGAUUAUAUUGACACAGUUCAGCAAAAUAACAAGGAAUAAUCAACAUAUAGAAGCUUUUCUUGAGAGUCAAGGUCCUUUGAAUCUAAAGAGAUACAAUUACUCAGAUGUGAAGAAAAUGACUGAAUCGUUCAAGGUUAAACUCGGAGAAGGUGGUUAUGGUUCGGUGUAUAAAGGAAAUAUCAAUGGUGUUUCUGUUGCGGUGAAAGUGUUGAAUGAAUCAAAAGGGUGUGGUGAAGAUUUCAUCAAUGAAGUUGCAAGUAUAUGCAAAACAUCACAUGUUAAUGUUGUCACACUUUUAGGGUUUUGUCUUGAUGGAACCAAGAAAGCUCUUAUCUAUGAGUUUAUGCCGAAUGGCUCGCUCGAAAAGUAUAUUCAUAAUUCCAACAAAGAAUCUGAGAAGACCGAAAAAACUAAAACUAGUCCUAAUCCGUCGUUGAGUUGGGAGAAUUUGCACCAGAUUGCGAUAGGGAUCGCUCGAGGACUAGAGUAUUUGCAUAAAGGAUGCAAUACUCGGAUUCUACAUUUUGAUAUUAAACCACAUAACAUUCUUCUGGACGAAACGUAUCGUCCAAAGAUAUCCGAUUUUGGACUUGCUAAACUAAGCACGAGGGACGAGAGCAUUAUUUCAAUGUCAAACGCUAGAGGGACGGUUGGUUAUGUAGCUCCUGAAGUUUUCAACAAAAGCUUCGGAGGAGUUUCACAUAAGUCUGAUGUUUAUAGUUACGGAAUGAUGUUGCUUGAAAUGAUUGGAGGACGAAAGAACGUUAACAUUGUUGAAGCAACUAGUCAGUCGAGCGAGUUAUAUUUUCCGCAUUUGGUGAUUUACAAGAAGCUUGAAGAUGGGAAUGAUUUGGAGCUUGAUGAUGAGGUAAUGUCGAAUGAGGAAAAUGAGAUAGCUAAGAAAUUGACUAUGGUUGGUUUAUGGUGCAUUCAAACAAUUCCAACUCAUAGACCUACAAUAAGUAGAGUUAUUGAUAUGUUGGAAGGUGCCAUGGAUUCUUUGGAAAUGCCACCAAAACCUGUUAUGUUUUCUCCUCCAAGAUCAAUACCGGAAUUUUCAACAUCAUCAAAAUCAUUGGAAAGUUUCUCUAAUUAA